Messenger RNA from Papaver somniferum (opium poppy), 674 nucleotides. RefSeq lists its product as uncharacterized. Bases 92 to 394 code for a protein of 100 amino acids. Lineage: Eukaryota; Viridiplantae; Streptophyta; Magnoliopsida; Ranunculales; Papaveraceae. The transcript is spliced from 2 exons. The record is from RefSeq and is a predicted model, not a curated record.
UUAUACUCAUUCUUUAUCCACUUUCAUUUUCUCAACCAGCUCUAACCAAUUCCAAUUCCUAUCAAUAUUCUUUAAUAUCCAUUAAUCCAUCAUGGCUGCUGUUGUAAUGAAAAGUCCAACCAAAGGAUUUGAUGAGAUGAUGACUUCAUUCAACAUGAAUGAAUUAAGAACCAAUCUCCCUCAAAACAGAAGAGGAUUAUCAAGGUAUUAUUCGGGGAAAUCUCAAGCAUUUACAUGUUUAUCAGACGUGCAAAGUAUUGAAGAUUUGAAGAAACAACAAGCACCUGAUCAGGCAAAGAAAAGGAAGAAAUACCCAGGGGGAGCUUCAGCAGCAUCAAUGGUUCCUCGAUUUCCUUGUCGAAGAGUUCUAACCAUUGUGCUCAGCUUGUUAUAGGUGUUUGAUUAGCUAUACAAACCCACGCAGCAUCAAUGGUUCCAUCCCUCGAAUUUCCUUGUCGUCGAGUUUCAUGCUUUAACCAUUGUGCUGAACUUGCUAUUGGUGUUUGAUUAGCUAAACAAACCCAGGCAGAUCGAAAAGAUGUUAAGAAGAGAAAUGUCCUGAACGAAGAUCUUUAAAAUUUUGUACAAAUUAAAAUUAAUUUUGGGAUUUUGUUGAAUUUUUUUGUAUAUUAAAAUAAAUAUUUUGUUUUGUUGGAUUUCUUAAUUAUGUUCAA